Molecule: messenger RNA, 20710 nt
Organism: Mercenaria mercenaria
Lineage: Eukaryota; Metazoa; Mollusca; Bivalvia; Venerida; Veneridae
Exons: 83
Coding region: 188-18442 (6084 amino acids)
Molecular function (GO): protein binding; calcium ion binding
Source: RefSeq, a predicted model, not a curated record
GUCAGAGUGAGUAUUAGCUGUAUUCGAGACAGCCAGAGAGUUACCGACUGCAUCCAAGUGUGUAUGUAUUUUACAGGAGUUAUUGUUAUAUCACAAAUAAGCUAGAAGUUUUAAUCUAAUACGCUGAAUGGAUUUUUAACGGAUAUAUAAAUAUUUAAACUAGUUUUGGAAAUAAGAAGUGUUAAACAUGGAGGGGAGAUUUCGGGGAGGAAUGUUGUCCCUCGUGGUGUUGCUGACGUUUUUUAUUGGUCACUUACACGCCCAGGGUGACUUUGGCGACUUUGGUGAUCUACCAGACUUGGGAAUAGGUUCAAGUCCUGUGGAUCUAGUUUUUGUUGUUGAUACAUCCAAGUUUUCAAACACUACUGAAUCUCUCGAUGAAGAAAUUACAGUCAAAACAUUUUUAACAUCAUUUCUCGAAUCCGCUGACGUAGAUUCCGGGGCUGUAAAAGUUGCUCUGGUUACAUACAGCACACAUCCAGAAGUAGUGUUCGAUUUAAAUAAAUAUUCUAAAGGAACAGACAUGGUCGACGCUAUGUUCACUGCUGAUUUCAUUCCGGGUGAAAGGAAUACCGCAGACGCAUUGGGACGCGUCCGUUCCCAGGUACUAGUCCGCGACAGACCAGAGGUUCCAAAUGUUGUUUUGUUGCUUACGUCUGGUAAAUCGAACCGCAAUGAGUACCGCACACUGCAAGAAGCUGAGGCGCUCAAGUACGCCCGCGCAAAUAUGUUUGUUGUAGGAUAUGGUUUGGACGAUAAGGCAGAAGAGGAAAUAAAUGAAAUUGCAAGUAAACCUACACAAGAAAACACAUUCAUCAUGAGUUCAGUGUAUGAACUUGAUAUAGUGAAAGAAAUAGUGUUUGCACAAAUAUUUACAAGGGCCGAACAAGCGUACAAUUCACCUGCCGCAGGCAGUGAAAUGCUGGAUGUUGCUUUUCUCAUCCACUUUUCUCAUACUAUGAAGAGACCAGAUUUUCAAAGAGUCAUAGAUUUCAUGAAAGCAACAAUUGAGUAUUCUGCCAUUGAUGAUGACAAAGUACGAGUAGGUGCUGCUAUGUUCCGAAAACGUGGAAUUGUCUUAUUUGACUUCAAUAGUUAUUACUCCAAAGACGAAGUUAAAUCGGGAAUCGACAAAAUUAAUUACAAUUACAGGGCAAAGUCUGCAAGUAUAACAGCUGGGCUGGAUACAGUCAGGACCUCGUUGCUUGUAGACUCGGCAGGGGUAAGACGUAAUGUUCCCAAUCUGGUCAUUCUGAUAACUGAUUCAAAUGCCGAUACGGAUGUUUCUGGGACCAUCAAAGCUUCAGAACAACUGAAAGCUGCAGGAACAGCUAUAUACACGGUCGGUAUAAAUGUAACAUACCCCGAUGAGCUGUAUGGACUUGCAUCUUCGCCUGAUUAUGCACUUAUGGUCAACAGUACAACUGGUUUAAGUGGUCAAGAAUACAGACUACAGGAAGCCUUUGUUGGAUUAAGAACAGAAGGUUUUCCAUUAGUUAUUCCGGCGUUUGAAACAACAACAACAACGUCAUCAACUACAACUCCAUCCACAACCACCACCGCCACCACUGUCAUGAAUAGCGAUGCGGCAGACAUUGUGUUCCUGAUUCACGUCUCAAAGAAAACCAAGACAAAGCUGUUUAAGAAAUACCUGCUUAAAUAUCUAAGUACACUUGCUAUGCGGACAGACAACAAAAAAGUAAAAUUCGCUAUUGUUACUUACGGGAAAGACGCUGAAACGAUUUUUGAUCUUCAGCACUUUCAAAAAAAGAAGACUAUAAAGAAAACUUUUAAGAAAGUUCCAAAGACCAAACGUUACAAAAUUGCUGACUUAACUGGCGCGUUGCAGUAUGUUGAAGACUCGGUUUUUACACAGGAAAAGGGAGAUAAUCCAAACAGUCCUAAUGGAAUUAUAAUUGUCUCCGACCAAGCGUCAAAGAAACUUAACGAGGAUCGUCUGAAAGAAGUAGCGAAAUCAUUAAAAAGCGAUGGGAUUGAAGUAUUUGCUAUCGGAAUUGGAAACGAUCCGAAUUUGCAAAACGAAAUUGAAAUAUUGACUGGUGAUAAUAAGGAUACGAAUAGUUACAUGGUCAGUGAUCACAUGGAACUCGCAAAAGACAGACAAUUAACUAGAACAUUUGCGGCGGCAUUCAGGCCAUUUUACCUCGAAGAAUUAGAUGUUGUAAUAGCCGUGCAUGUAUCACACAAUGUUAAAAUUCCCGACAUCAAGAAAAAGCUACUACCAUUCAUGAACGAUGUUGUUUCAAACAUGGACAUUGAGUCAGGAGCUGUUCGUGUCUCUUUUGUCGUAUUUGGGCCUGAUGCUAAAGUUGAAUUUGAUUUGAAGAAAAUGAAAAAAUCCAAAAAACUUCUUAAAGCUGUAAAGAGGGCACUUAAACCAAAACUUGUGAGAUCAAAAGGUUCCGAUAUUGUGAAAUUACUAAACCUGGUUCAAACUGAAGUCUUACUUGAAAAGAAAGGUGACAGACCGGACGUUCCUAACCUCCUCAUGAUCUUUACUGAUAGUGCGUCGAGUUCCGAUAUGUCAGAUAUAAUUCAAGAAUCUGCAGCAAUGAAACGUGGUGGAACUACCAUUUUUGCAAUCGGAGUUAAAGAUGCCGAAACAAAGGAAAUUGAAACUCUAGCAAGUGAUCCAGCAAAAGAUUUUUCUUUCAUCGGAAAGAAAUACGACGACUUUGCAACUUCUGCUGUACUUAGAGAAAAGCUAUCUAAGAUUAAACUAUUUGAAAACCUGAAAGUGCCUGAUACAGAUACGUCUGACGAUAAGAAACCUAAAACUCCAAAACCAAAACGUACCACAAAACCUCCACUAAAGACUACAGCUAAGCCCGACCCAACAACUCGAAAAUCGACGAGACCAGUCACAGAGCCGUAUACGGAACCUCAAAAAAUUACAACACCUCUUCCAACAGAAAGGCCGACAACCAAGAAAGUCACUACACCAGAGACUACAAUAUCAACAAUAACAGAAUUUCCUCUGGUUUUUUCUACUCCAUACUCGAUUCCGCUAUCAGAAGCAAGUAAGGCCGACAUAGUUAUAGCGGUACAUAUCACACCUGGAGCAUCACCAUUUGAUUUUGGAGCAGUGCAACAGUUCCUGAAAUCACUAAUAGAUAAUGCUAAUGUAGAGAACGAAGAUGUUCAAAUUGGCUUAAUGUUUUACGCUGCAGACCCUGAAGUCAUCUUUCACAUAAAUCAAUAUCAAAGUGUCGAUGAUAUGAAGAAAGAGAUUGACGGCUUAGACCCUCGGCGAAUGAGGUCUUACAGAACGGAUGCUUCUGGCGCCCUUGCUUUAGGCCGGCAAAUGUUGAGCUAUUAUUUCAACGGGCGUGAAGAUGUUCCUUCUGCAUUGAUAUUUGUCACUGAUGAACCUUCAAACGAGAAUGUUGACCUGUUGGAAGAGACAAAAGAAAGAGUAGUUGCAGAAGGGAUUAAGAUAUUUGCAAUAGGUGUAGGGAUGAAUGAUAAAAAAGAAUUGGAAACAUUAGCGACAUCGCCUGAAAAUGUAAUGAUGGUGAAAAGAUAUGGGCAACUCAAAGACGCCGCUGCAGACCUACAGGACAAGAUUUUAGCACUUUCUAAGAAAAAAGAAGAUACUACAACAAGAAAAGCAACGACGACAACAACAACUACAACAACCCAAAAAGUAAUGACCACUUCCGAGAGAUUUAUCACCCUAGCACCACCGCCGUUUUCAGAAAUACAAAUAAGAAAGGAAAUACCGCUCCGUGAUCAACCUAGAAUACCAUCAGUUUGUAGUCUUAUCCAGGUGGAUAUGAUAUUUCUUCUGGAUUCAUCGUCAAGUAUGGGCAGUCGUGAUUUUCAAAAUAUGAAGAACUUCCUUAAGUAUAUAGUUUCUGAAAUUGAUAUUAGCAAUGGAACCACGCGUGUUGGAAUUUAUACUUUCAACAGCCAGCCAAAACUCGAGUUUUAUUUAAACACUUACAGCACGAACGAAGAUGUUUUAAGGGCAAUCGAUAAUAUUCUGCAGGAAUUUGGUAACACAAACACUGCUGCUGCACUUCGUGUGCUUACGAAAGGUGGUUUUACCAAAGCUGGUGGAGACAGAGAAAAUAUUCCAAAUGUUGCUGUAUUGAUAACGGACGGACAGGCAAACAUGGAAACAGAUCAAACUUUGCCUGAGGCUCAGCUUGUAAAAGACACAGGAAUAUACCUAUAUACUUUCGCCGUUAAGCUUAGAAACUAUGAUGCGUUUCAGAAAAUAUCAUCUGCACCGACUAACAGAACAGGAGUAUUCCUUUCUAGCUUUGAAGCUUUAGUUUCAUAUGGACCUUCAUUCGUGCAGACGCUAUGUGAAGAUUGUCCUCCAUCUUUUAUCGACAUCGUUUUUGUACUUGAUUCAUCAACAAGUGUUGGUGCAACAAACUUCAUGAAAAUGCUAAAUUCCGUCAAGCAGAUGGUAAUUGACAUUAAUUUCCAUUCUAACGGUGUAAGAGUAGGUCUCAUGACGUUUAGCACUAAAUCAGACAUCAUCAUUCAACUAAAUGAAGUAUUAGACAAAGAAGCCCUUCUUCGAAAAAUCGAAAAAGUACCAUAUAAGUACGGUAACACGAAUACAGCCGAUGCAAUCCGAACAAUGCGCACGCAGAUGUUUCAAAGAGCACAAGGAGAUCGUGACGGCAUCAAAAAUGUUGCAGUGAUUAUAACCGAUGGAAUAUCGAAUGUGAAUAAUCAGCUUGUAGGUGCUGAAGCUCAACUUGCCCGUGAUGAUGGGAUACAAGUAAUUGCAAUUGGAAUCAACUUGAACAGUCUAAAUGAAUUAGACGGCAUUGCAAGUAAACCGCUACAAUACAAUAGGUUUGUUGUUGAUGACUUUGAUAGACUGGCAGAAAUCAAAAUGGACUUAUUCCCGAAAACAUGUCUAGGUAUCAAGUCACCGCGCACGCAGAAAGAUAAACGCUUUUUUCUAAAACUAGCUUGUCUAUGUCUGAAGUUAAUACACGUCUUAUAUUCUAACGUGUCACAUUUCUGUGAAAGCUUAUUAGGAUGUUUCCCGUCAGCAGUGGCACCAUAUUACAUAGUUAGAGUAAUAAUUGUAUCUUUAUUGUUCAACAAACCUCUUAAGCAUGCAUACGACAAAUAUUCUUGUGGUAGUACACAAUUUGACUUGGUGAUAAUUCUUGACGCAUCAACUAGUGUUCAGCCAGACAACUGGAACAAAAUGCUAUUAUCUUCACAAAGACUUGUUCGAGACAUUGAUACUGAUGGUGACAAUGUUAGAAUUGGUGUUCUAGUCUUCAGUAGUGAAGCAGAGGUUAAGUUUCACUUAAAUACAUAUAACAAUAAGGCAGCUAUUAUAGAGGCUAUAUCUAAAAUCCGGUAUACGUAUGGACGUACAAAUACUGCAGCUGCUUUGAAAUUAAUGAGGACAGAAAUGUUUAGCCCUGAAUAUGGCGAUAGACCAGAAAUUGCAAAUGUUGCUAUAGUGAUAACGGACGGGGAAUCAACAAUAAACCAAAACAGUACCAUACCGGAAGCAAACAGGGCACGUGCACAAGGAAUUCAAAUAUAUGCCAUAGGCAUAGGAUUGUCAGCAACGGCAGAACUCGAUGGAAUAGCUGGGAGAACAGAGAAUCGGUAUUUUAUUGACAACUUUGAUGAAUUGGACGAAAAAAUGGAAAGAAUAUAUAGAAAUCUUUGUCCUGAAACAACAACGCAAAGGCCUACAACAACAACACCAAUUCUGAUAGCUACAUCACCUAAAGGCCCUUGCACUCGUACCAAUAUUGACCUAGUUUUCGUCUUGGACACUUCCACAAGUGUUAAUGAGGACAACUUCCGGGUGAUGAUAUCGGCAGUGAAAGGUUUUGUUAGCGACGCCGACAUAGAUUCUGGAAAUACCCAAAUAGCGAUUAUCACAUACAGUACAAGAGUCCAUGUUGAAUUCGACCUUAAAACUUAUAAAACGAAAGAACAACUCCUGAACGCAAUAGAUGAAAUAGACUAUAGGUACGGCGAUACCAAUACAGCUGAUGCAAUAAAGACUAUGCGGACACGGAGUUUUUCAUCAUUUUACGGUGAUAGAGAAGAUAUUCCAAAUGUUGCAGUAAUUGUGACUGACGGUGUCUCGAAUAUAAACCAUUAUGAAACCAUUCCAGAAGCGAAAUUAGCAAGGCAGUCUGGGAUUGAAAUAUAUGCUAUUGGUGUUGGUGUUUCCAAAACUGAAGAACUCGAUGCAAUAGCUGGAAACUCAGCAAAAAGAUUUGACAUUGAAAAAUUUGAAGAGUUAGAAAUUAAUCUUGAUGCUGUGUACAAAUCGCUUUGUGUUGUUUGUUCAAGUACAGCAUUAGAUGUUGUUUUUGCACUGGAUUCAUCGACGAGUUUGGGAAAGAAGAACUUUCGAACUAUGCUUGAUGCAACGAAAUCAUUCAUUGCCAGUGCAGACGUAGACUUGGGAAAAACAAGGAUUGGAAUGCUUAUUUACAGCACACAUACUUCAGUACAGUUCCAUUUGAACGAGUUUAAGACAGAAAAGGAGCUGUUUGACGCUUUGGAUAGUAUUGAAUACAUGGCAGGAAGCACUAAUACUGCAGGGGCGAUCAAUGUAAUGAGAAAUGAAAUGUUCACAAACAAACAUGGGGCCAGAACAGAAGCAGAUAAAAUUGGAAUAAUAAUAACUGAUGGUGUUUCUAAUAUUGACUAUCACAAAGUUAUUCCUGAGGCGGACCAAGCUAGAGAGAAAGGAAUUAUUUUGUUAGCAAUAGGAGUUGGAUUGAGUAAUACGCUUGAGUUAGAUGGAAUAGCUGGUCGACCUGAAAAUAGGCUUAAUGUUGAUAGAUUUGACGAAUUAGAAUUUAAACUUGACACACUAUUUCGAUCUACCUGCAAUGAUGUGAUAGUUAACUCUGACCUCCCGAGACUAUCAUGCGGACAGCAAGAUUUUGACAUAAUAUUUGUUCUUGACUUGUCUGAAAACGUGAGAGAACCAGAGUUUGAAAAGGUGUUGAAAACUAUUCACGAUUUCGCCUCUGCAGUUAACGUUGAUGAAGGUCGUGUUCAGGUUGGGAUGUUAGUGUACGAUUCUUUUUUGUUUCAUUUGAAUAACUACAGAACAAAUAAAGACUUAAUGAAAGCUAUCCUAAAUACUAGACGGCCCAGUAGCCAGUGGCCAUUUUCGGAUGGAAUAGAUUUUUUGAAAAAUUUCAUGUUCACGAAGGUACAUGGUGACAGAGAAGAUGUGCCAAAUAUUGCAGUUAUAAUUACUGAUGGAAAGUCAGAUUUGGCGUCAAGAAGAUCUCGGGAGAAUUUAAAGGCAUUGACAAUGGAAGGAAUACGUUUACUUCUUAUAGGAAUUAAAAUAGAGUCAUCGGCUGAGUUUAAUAAUGUAGCUGACUAUAUUGCAACAGAAUCUGCGCUGCUUCUUCCAAAGUUUGACGAAAUGGAAUUACGUAUUGAUGACAUAUUCACAUUCGUUUGCAUGGGUCGUUAUGCACAGCCAGAAUGCAAACUUGGCAAUUCAGAUCUUGUGAUUAUAAUUGAUGCAUCAACAAGUGUGACGGAGGCUAAUUACAAGAAACAGUUGAAAUUCACGAAAGAUCUUCUCCGAAAAUCAGACAUUGAUUCAGGAGCUGUCCGUGUCGGUAUACUCAUCUACAGCACAGAGGUCGAGAUACAGUUCCAUCUGAACCGGUAUUCUACCAAGGCUGAAGUCUUUAACGCCAUAGACAAUAUCCCUUACAUCUAUGGAAGUACUAACACCGCUGACGCUCUGGCAACAAUGCAAAACGUCAUGUUCACGUCGAGGAAUGGAGACCGUCCUGACGUCCCUAAUACUUGUAUAGUAGUUACUGACGGUAUAUCGAACAUCAAUUCAAGAAAAACUAUACCAAAUGCUGAGGCUGCCAGAGCAAAAAAUAUUCAUAUUUAUGCUGUUGGCAUUGGUCUACGGGAUACUAGAGAAUUGGAUGGCAUUGCUUCUGUACCAGCUAGCGAGAACAGUUUCAAUGUGCAAAACUUCGAGGAGCUCGAAGGCCUUGACAGAAAGAUUUUCUCUGCAUUGUGUCCAACUGAACCAGAAAUAACAACACUAGCACCUACUAAGCAACCAGGUUGCGGGCUGGCAGAAGUCGAUCUUGUUAUCAUUAUUGAUGCGUCUACAAGUGUCACUGAGCCAAACUUUCAGAAAAUGCGUGAUUUCUGUAAAGACCUUGUAGACUAUGCAGAUGUUGACUCAGGGAGUGUACGCAUUGGUGUACUUAUAUACAGUACAGAAGUUGAAGUCCAGUUUAACUUGAAUCAGUACAAGACAACCACAGCUGUUAAAUCUGCUAUUGAUAAAAUUCCGUAUAUAUACGGCAGUACGAAUACUGCCGAUGCUAUCCAGACUAUGCAUAGCAGGAUGUUCACGAGAUCUGCUGGUGAUCGAGCAGGUGUUCCCAAUGUCGCCAUUGUUUUAACUGAUGGUAUUUCAAACAUCAACUCCAGAAGGACUAUUCCAGAAGCUGACAAUGCAAGAGCUAAAAGGAUUGAUAUAUACGCAAUCGGUAUUGGUUUGACUGACACUAGAGAGGUUGAUGCAAUAGCAAAUAAACCAACAAAUGAGUACAGUUUCAAUGUGCAGAAAUUCGAAGAACUAGAGGGAUUGGCAGAGACCAUCUUUGGCGGAGAAGGAGACGGCACCGGAUGCGGCAAACCAGUAACAACCACUAUAGCUCCAGAGCCAACUUGUGGCUUGACAAAAGUCGACGUGGUAAUCAUUCUUGACGCCUCCACUAGUGUAACUCAAGUAAACUUUGACAAAAUGCUCCAGUUUGCUAAGGAUAUCGUCGAUAAAGCGAAUGUAGACAGCGGAAGCGUACGAAUAGGAGCUUUGAUUUAUAGUACGGAGGUAGAGAUCCAGUUCUAUCUGGACCAGUAUAAAACAAACGACGACAUUAAAGCAGCAAUUGAUCAAAUUCCAUACAUCUAUGGAAGUACAAACUCUGCUGAUGCCCUUAAAGUGAUGCACGAAAAACUGUUUGAUCAGCGACGAGGUGACAGGAGGGACGUAGAGGAUGUAGCCUUUAUGAUAACAGAUGGUAUAUCAAACAUUAACAGCAGGAGAACCAUUCCCGAAGCCGAGAGGGCGAGGGCAAAAGGAAUAAAGGUUUAUGCAAUCGGUAUCGGUUUGACGGAUACUAGAGAGUUGGAAGGAAUGGCAUCCGAACCUAAAACAGAAUAUACAUUUAAUGUUCAGAAAUUUGAUGAGUUGACUGGUUUGGUUGAAACUAUAUUUGGUGGCGGCGAAGAGUGUGUAAACGAGCCACCUGUUGCUGACGCCGGUAGUGAUGUUAAUAUACAGCUUCCGGUCGAUUAUGUAACGCUUGAUGGAUCAAAAUCUACUGAUGACGUUGAUGUCGUUGAAUAUCAGUGGAUUAAAAAGUCUGGUGGGCGGGUCUCUAUGCGAGGAGAGGAAAGCGCCAUUCUUAACCUUGACAAUCUCGAAGCCGGUGAAUAUGUAUUCACACUCACCGUAUUCGAUGUUGAUGGUCAAAGUGAUGACGACGAUGUAACAGUUGUUGUAGAAGAACAAGAUUUCCCUCCCGUGGCUGACGCUGGAGAUGAUGUCGAAAUCCAGUUACCAGAUAACACGGUAACGUUGAAUGGACGUAGAUCAACUGAUGAUAUUAAAAUAGUUAGUUAUCAAUGGGAAGUUAUUGCCGGGGAUGAGGAUACUUUGGCCAUGAAAGGAAUGGAUACUAGCCAUCCCAAAAUAACUGGCCUGGAAGAAGGACAGUAUACAUUGAAACUAACAGUUUAUGACGAGCUUGGCCAAAUGGACGAGGAUACAGUAGAUAUCAACGUUAAAGCUCAAGAUUUCCCUCCGAUGGCUGACGCUGGAGAUGAUGUCGAAAUCCAAUUACCAGAUGACACAGUCACGUUGAGUGGAGAUAGAUCGACUGAUGAUAUUAAAGUUGUUAGUUAUCAAUGGGAAAUUAUUGCCGGAGAUGAGGGUUCUGUGGAUGCCAAAGGAAUGAAUACAGUCAGUCCAACACUUAGUGGACUGAAAGGAGGACAGUAUUCAUUGAGACUAACAGUUUAUGACGAGCUUGGCCAAAUGGACGAGGAUACAGUGGAUAUCAACGUUAAAGCUCAAGAUUUCCCACCUACGGCCGAUGCUGGAGAUGACAUAAAGAUCCAGUUACCAGUUGACAAAGUCACAUUAAAUGGGAUUGAAUCAACCGAUGAUAUAGAAGUAGUUAGAUAUGACUGGGAAGUAAUCGCGGGAGAUGACGGAACAGUUAUUGAAGGAGUCGAUACAGCCACUCCAACCGUCACCGGACUUAAAGAAGGAUCAUAUACAUUUCAGCUUACUGUCUUUGAUCAACUUGGUCAAAUGGAUAUUGAUGAAGUAGAUGUUCUUGUUAAAGCCCAAGAUUUUCCACCGGUUGCAAAUGCUGGCGAUGAUGUAGAGAUCCAGCUGCCGAUAGAUAAGGUUACAUUAAGUGGUGAAAAGUCCACUGAUGACAUACAAAUUGUUGCUUAUCAAUGGGAAGUUGUGUCAGGAGAUUCCAUACAGCUCGACGAUGAAGGAUCUGCCACUCCUACAGCAAUGGGCCUUGAAGCUGGAACAUACAAACUUAAACUCACUGUCUUUGAUGAACUAGGUCAAUUUGAUGAGGAUGAAGUUAAUAUCAACGUAAAAGCUCAAGAUUUUCCACCUGUUGCAAAUGCUGGUCCUGACGUUGACAUCCAGUUGCCUGUUGACACGGCGACCGCAAGCGGUUUUAAAUCAAGCGAUGAUAUAGGAAUAGUGCGCUAUGAAUGGUCUAUUGAUGAUGAUUCAGUCAAACUUAAUGGAGCAGAUUCGAUGGAUGUCACGGCAUCUGGACUCCAAGUUGGUCAAUACACGUUAACUCUUACCGUGUAUGACGAACUAGGCCAAACUGAUAAAGACGACAUGGUUAUUAAUGUAAAAGAGAGAGAUUUUCCACCGAAGGCUGACGCUGGGCGUGACGUCACCGUAAAACUACCUAAUGACGAGGUAACUUUAGAUGGAAGGCGUUCAACUGAUGACGUAGAAGUUGUUGGAUAUUCAUGGGCAUUAAAGUCUGGAGACGACAGUACACUAGUCAUUGGCCGCACUGAUACCCCGGAACUAAACGUGCGAGGACUGAAAGCUGGCUCCUACACAUUUGAAUUAACCGUUGUUGAUGCUCUUGGCCAGACAGAUGUAGACACCGUUGAUAUUACAGUAACAGCUGCUGACAUUCCGCCUGUAGCACGUGCUGGUGAUGACGUCACAAUAAAACUUCCUGUAAAUUACGUCACACUUGACGGACGCAGAAGCUCCGAUGACGUUGGCAUAGUACGAUAUAGGUGGCGAUUGAGAUCUGGGGAUAGAUCUGCCCUGGAAAUGGAUGGGGACAGGUCUCCGGUUUUGAGAUUAAGUGAAUUGAAACCUGGCAAUUAUAGAUUCAGUCUCACUGUUAUCGAUGGUCAGAAACUGAAGGAUACUGAUUAUGUUGAAGUUACCGUAUUGCCAGACGAUCCACCAGUCGCCGAUGCUGGGGAGGAUAUUACUGUACAGCUGCCCCAGGAUCAGGUUACACUGUAUGGGGACCAGAGUACUGAUGACAUCAAUAUAGUACAGUAUGACUGGAAACAGGUGUCAGGGGAUAGAUCGGUUGUAAUGGACGGAAGCGACAGACCAAAUAUGGAUGUAUAUGGUCUUAAAGAAGGAACGUAUACGUUUGAACUGGCGGUUACAGAUGAAUCUGGAAAUCAAGAUACAGAUGAAAUGACGUUAGUGGUUUUACCAGAACCUACAACAACAGAAGAACCAUGUGGUCUGGACAAAACCGAUGUUGUUUUUGUAGUGGAUGCUUCCACAAGUGUCACCGAGGAUAACUUUAAGAAACAGCUUGAAUUUAUGAAAUCGAUCAUAGAGUUUGCUGAUGUGGACUCAGGUAGUGUACGAUUUGGCGCAUUGAUUUAUAGUACCGAAGUAGAAAAACAGUUCGACCUGAAUGAAUUUAGAACCAAAAAGGAAGUUCUGGCAGCCGUUGAUAAUAUACCUUACAUUUACGGCAGCACAAAUACUGCUGAUGGCUUGAUGACAAUGAGAAAUGACCUGUUCAGUUUUAGACGAGGUGACAGAGAUGACGCACCAAAUGUUGCCAUAGUGAUCACAGACGGUGUAUCAAACAUCAACAGCAGACGAACUAUACCGGAAGCUGAGGAAUCAAGGGAUGUCGGGAUACAUAUAUAUGCUGUCGGUAUCGGUUUAACAGACACUAGAGAAUUAGAGGGCAUUGCGUCAGUACCAGCAAGAGAAAAUGCAUUUGCUGUGGCCGAUUUUGAUGAGUUAUCAGGACUAGGGACCAAAAUAUUCACUGCUUCGUGUGCUGUUACAACAACAACAACCACUACUACCACGACUACAACAACAACUACUACUACUACGACAGCUCCGCCAACGACUUCCCCGAGCUGCGGUUUAUCAAAGACUGACCUAAUCUUUAUCCUCGACGCCAGCACAAGCGUAACGGAGGUAAAUUUCCAGAAGAUGAGAGAUUUCUUGAAAGACUUCUUGAAAAAUGCGGACAUCAAUUCCGGCUCCGUCAGAGUGGGAAUCAAUAUCUACAGUACAGAUGUGCGGAUCAUGUUUCAUUUGAACGAAUACACGAAGGAGAAGGAUGUCAUGGCUGCGAUUGACAACAUACCGUAUAUUUACGGCUCAACAAACACUGCAGAUGCCCUGAAAGUAAUGAGAGACGAAAUGUUUGUGACAUCCAGGGGUGAUCGGCCUGGUGUACCUAACGUGUGUGUACUGCUCACGGACGGUAUUUCCAACAUUAAUUCGAGGAGAACAAUACCUGAAGCUGAAGACACAAGAAACGAUAAUAUUCACAUCUAUGUAAUUGGUAUUGGUUUGUCGGAUACCAGAGAGGUAGAAGGGAUAGCGUCGCCUCCAGUGAACCAAAAUCUUUUUGCCGUCAAUGACUUUGAUGAAUUGGUAGGACUUAAGCAACGAAUGUUUAGUGGUGCUCAAUGUGAAGAUAUUUUUAUUGCUGAUAGAUAUUUGCUUUUUCUGUCUUUCUGGAUUUCUUCAAUUCUUAUUUGCAUGCUUGGAUUUUCAGCACCACCUUGCGGAUUUACGGAUGCUGAUGUAGUGUUUUUAUUGGACACAUCAACAAGCGUUACGAACAAAAACUUUCAAAAAAUAUUAGAAUUAACGAAAAAAUUUGUUAGGGAAGCUGAUAUUGACAGCGGUAGCGUUAGAAUUGGCGUUGCUAUUUUUAGUACAUCAGUUAGCGUACAAUUUCAUUUAGACACUUUCACUAUUAAAGCUGAUAUUCUUAGAGCAAUUGGCAACAUUGUAUAUGAGUACGGCUCUUCAAACAUAUAUGAUGCUCUUAAAACAAUGCGAACAAAAAUGUUUCGUAGACGAAUGGGGGAUAGAAGUGGUGUACAAAAUUACGCAAUUCUGAUAACCGAUGGUGUAAGCAAUUUAAACCAAAGGAAGGUUUUACGGGAAGCCAGACGGGCUUGGGCUAAUAAUAUUCACGUGUAUACGAUUGGAAUUGGUAUACCUGAUACCACCGAGAUCAAGAAUAUUGCGACACCACCAGCUUCUGAAAACAGCUUUGCUGUUCGUAACUUUGAUUUACUCGAUGAUAUCCCUAAACAAAUGUUCAAAGGAACAUGUAAAAGAGAUGAACCACCUGUCGCUAAUGCGGGUCGAGACGUUCUCAUUCAGCUUCCUGAUGACGUCGUGAUGCUCUCUGGCGAAAGGAGUACUGACGAUAAAGGAAUUGAGCGAUACGUUUGGACUCAAAUUAGCGGACCACCGGUCACUGUGGCACCGUCCGAUAAUCCUUAUUUAGAGCUCACUGAUCUGAAGGAAGGCACCUAUGAGAUUGAGUUGAAGGUAAUUGAUGCCGCGGGACAUGAAGACACAGAUACUGUCACUAUAGACGUCCUCCCUGAAAUCGAUUUGCCACCCCGCGCUGACGCCGGGAUCGACCAAACAAUUCAACUACCAAAGGACAGAGUUGUACUCGACGGCAGUGGCAGUAGCGACGACAAAGGUAUCGUACAAUACGAAUGGGAGCUUUCUUCACCAAGGGACAGGUCUGUCAUCCUCAGGGGUGAUGACUCUCGUCAACUGACGGCAGAUAACCUGAAAGAAGGAUCAUAUGUGUUUACCUUAACAGUAAAGGACAAGAAAGGACAAAGUGAUUCCGACAGCGCAAGAAUAACAGUACUUCCACCUCGGGACGAACCUCCAAUCGCCAACGCUGGGCGUGACUACGAAAUUCAGCUUCCAAAAGAUUCUGUGACUCUUGAUGGAAGCAGAAGUACAGACGAUAUCGGCGUUACGUCAUACCGGUGGUCGAUCAUUUCCGGUAACUCUCGCGGUGUUAGAAUGUCCGGUGACAGAACAGAUACAUUGAACCUGGACAACCUGAAGGAAGGAGAGUAUGUAGUGAGACUUGUUGUCAGUGACAAAUCUCGUCAAACGUCUUCUGAUGAAGCUCGCAUCGUUGUCAAACCAGCUCCUAGAAGAACUGACGGAUAUGACGUUAUAUUCAUCCUUGACUCAUCUGUUAGCCCAAGUCAGUUCAGAUGGAUGAAUGAUUAUGCUAGAAACGUCAUACGGGAAAUGAGCAUCGACGAUGGCGAAUUCAGAGUUGGAUACCUUAUCUACAGUAACGGAGCAUACCGACAGUUUGAUCUGGACUCGAAUGAUAACAAGGCAGAUGUCCUGGCAGCAGUUAAUAGGGUCGGCUAUAGACCCGGAAGUAAAAACACUGCAGCCGCUUUCAAAUUUGCACGGUACCGGAUGUUUACCCCAGAAAAUGGCGACCGUGACUUUGCUAAGAAUUACAUCGUGCAUCUUACGGGCGGUGCCCCAAGUAAUGACCCCUACGAUUCAGCAACAGAAGCCUGUGGACUCCAGAACGAGAGAGUAGGAAUGUUUGCAGUGGGCUUUGGGGAAGUACCAGACUUUUCCGAACUCGACGCUCACUCUUCCUUGCCCACAGAUGAUUACGAAAUGCUAAUCAGAGCAGAGAGCGAAAUGGGAGAAAUGCCAGGACUUAUGUUAUACCAGCUCAAAAAUGGAUCUCCAAGACCUUCUCCUUGCCCAACUCUGCCACCAACAACCACUGGCGAACCUGGAGUUUGUUCAUCAAGUGGCGAUAUUAUUUUUGUACUGGACUCCAGUGGUUCUGUUGGACAAGACAAUUUCUACAGAGUUUUGAACUUCACCUACUCCACGAUUGAUGGCCUUGACAUUGAUAACGGGCGGUUCAGAGUCGGUGUCACAACUUUCAGCGAUACUUCCAGACUCGACUUCAACCUCAAUGAGUUCUCAAAGAAAUAUGAUAUGGAGAAUGCUUUAAAACAGGUUGUGUAUAUGUAUGGAAAUACUCACACUGCGCAUGCGCUGAGGAGAGUCAGAUUGGAAAUGUUCACAACAGCCGCCGGAGAUCGACAAGAUGUUCCAAAUGUGGUGGUUAUCAUCACGGACGGGCAGUCGAAUGUGAAUCAUGAACUGACCAUUCCCGAAGCUAGGGCACUUAAAUCAGCUGGUGUUACAAUUAUAACUGUGGCUGUUGGGUUUACAUCAGAAACAAGUGAACUUAUUGGUUUGACGUCACCACCCGUCAGUGAGAACCUUAUCUAUGUACAGAACUACGAAUCACUUGACAAACUGAAACAGCAGCUGAUCAACCCACUUUGUACAGAUUCAAACAUGUGUAGGAGGAAACCUUGUCAGAAUGGAGGGUCGUGCAUGGAUGGUAUCCGAAGCUUUGUGUGCUUGUGUCAGGACGACUUCUUUGGAGACACUUGCAACAAACGCUGUGGCGAGCCUGCCGAUGUUGUUGUUGUCCUUGACUCAUCGAACACCGUUGGAGAAUACAACUUUGGAAGGCUUAAAGAGUACGCUGAACAUUUGGUACGAGAAAUGAACAAGGAUUCUUGUGAUAUCAAUAUUGGUUUCCUUAAAUACAGUUCCGCUGCAAUGGUACAAGUCAGUCUCGGAAUGCACACAGACACAGAGACAAACGUUCGUGCUCUUGAUCAGAUUUCAUACAGCCGUGGCCGAGCAAACAUGGCCGCAGCUUUCCGAGCAUUGAGGACCGAAAUGUUUAAUGGACGGAAUGGAGACCGGCCAAGUGCGAGAAAUAUCGCUUACUUCCUGACAGACGGAACUAAUGACGUGAACGCUGAGAUGGCGGAACCAGAAGCGGAACUUACGAUAUCUUCCGGUGUAAGAAUCAUUCCAAUCGGCAUAAAUCUCAGGGAGAGGUUUGAAUUAGACAAUAUUGCAAGCAACCAGGGUAUCAACGUUAUCGAAAUCAGUGAUGAACCUAACCUUCUAGAAAAUACUGACACCAUUCUUCAACCCUUAUACGAAGGCAAUGACUUCUGUGCUGAAGAUCCAUGCGCCAAUGGCGGAACUUGUGAGAACGAACCAUUUGGAUUUACAUGUGACUGUCCAGUUGGCUAUACAGGGGAAACAUGUCAGAAACGUUGUACAGCAAGAGGUGACGUCGUAUUUGCUGUAGAUACGUCACGUUACGUCACAAGAAGUGAACUGAAGAAGGUGCGCCGAUUCUUAAGAUCUAUAGUGAAGAGAAUGAGGUUCAAGCGUAACGAAUUUAGUGUUGGUAUGGUACAGUUCACAGACUGGGCGAAGGUCAGUCUGGACUUCAAUGAUGGAAAAUCGAAGAAAGCUGUGCGCUCUAGCAUUGCUGGACUCAGAGUACACGGAGGUGACCCAGAACCGGCAACUGCUCUGGCUAAAGCCAAUUACAGAAUAUUUGAUAGCGCUGGCGCCAGCCGUGAUAAACCAGACUACCUCAUCCUUGUAACGAAGAGCAUGCGCAAUGAACUGGAUAUCUUAAAGGAAUCCAAUAAACUUAAGCUCCGAGGAACCAGAGUCCUAGGAGUUGGUCUUGGUUUGACGGACGACGAGCGUGAGUUUAUGGAAUCCACUGUGUCUAUGCCUUACCAAGAGACAGCUAUGUUCGCCAGUGACGCCAAGGAGCUUGCUGACAUCGCUGAUAGAGUGGUGGAAUACAUGUGUGACGAUGAAGACUUGUGUGCUGAGAAUCCAUGUCGUAAUGGAGGUGUUUGUCAGAGACUGGGAGGUGAUUUCUACUGUGAAUGUGGUGUCGGAUUUGCUGGAAAAUUCUGUGAAAACAGAUGUCAAGCACGUGCUGAUGUAGUGUUCUUGCUUGACUCGAGCGGCAGCGUUGGACAUGUAGACUUCCGUCGAGUAAAACAGUUCGUACAUAACAUGGUUAGUGAGCUACAGAUCGGUCAAGACAAAACAAGAAUUGGAUUGGUGACAUACAGCUCACAGAGCAGACAUGGUUUCUUCAUGAGCGAGUAUUAUAGCUUGUAUGAAUUACAAAAUGCAAUCGCCGGUAUAAGCUACGAGUAUGGUGACACGAACACAGCUGCUGGUCUCAGGCUCGUCCGGGAACGAUACUUCGGCGGAGCAAAUGGAGACAGACAGAAUAUUCAGAACUUCCUUGUUGUUGUCACUGAUGGCGUUUCCAACAUUAACCCAGACGAAACUAUUGUGGAGGCCGGUCUGCUUAAAGACGAAGGUGUACAUGUUUAUGCCGUCGGCAUUGGUAAAUUUGAUCCGUAUGAGAUAAACAACAUUGCCAGUGAGCCAGCUUCACAAAAUGCCUUCAUCCUUAGCGACUACACGGCUCUUGGUAACAUUUCCAGCAGUAUCGUGAAGAAAACUUGCAGAGAUCCGACUGUAUGUGAUGAGAACCCAUGUAGAAACGGUGGUCUAUGUGUGCCGGGAAUUAACGGACCAUUCUGUGAAUGUCGUGCAGGAUAUAGGGGAGAAUAUUGCCAAGACUCUUGUGUCACUGUGAAGGACAUCUACUUCCUAAUGGACAGUUCAGAUAGCAUUGGCGCCAAGAACUACCAAACCGCCCUCAACUUUAUAGCCUCUAUAGCAGAAGAGUUUAGCGGUGAAGGCAGUUACAACAGAUUCUCCCUGCUUACAUUCAGCGAUGAUGUCCAGAUCGUCUUCUCUCUCGGUCGAUACACCCAACUCCCUGUACUAAUGAAUGCCAUCAAAUUUGCCCGCUAUAGACCAGGAAGCACAAAUACAGCGGAUGCCCUUGCAACUGUCAGCGAGAUAGCGGUGGACGCCCUGGGUGAUCGACAUGACGCAGAGAACAUUAUCUUCCUCAUCACAGACGGAAAUGGCAAUGUUAAUGAAGAAACUACGGUGAAUCAAGCACAACAUCUGAAGGACAAUGGCGCCAGGAUAAUACCGAUCGCUGUUAAUAUGAAUGACUAUUCGGAGAUAGAACAAAUAGCAAGCAAUAAGAAGGACAUUUUCAAAGUUACCAAUUUCAGUAGUUUAGAAUCUAUAUUAGAAGAUUUAAUUAUAACGACUUGUAAGAACGGUAAUGAAAUUACCACUGAAGGUUAACCAUAGUUAUCAAUUGUAUGUUGUUUUAUGAAGAAAUAUGAAAGACAGUAAUUUGUAUUGUGUACCAAUGCUUGCUUGUUGUACCCUAACACAGUAGAUUUGUACAGAUGUGGGGUGGUAAUUUGACGGUAAAGAGCACCAGGAUAUUUCUACGGUUUGCGGGGAAGUCAGAGGUUAAAUAUUGAUUAAUUAGAAUAUCUUAAUAUACUUCAAGUUAGAGGUGUGGUCUGCUCAGCCUGUAUGGUAUUAUCGCUCACUUGAAUCACUUCAAAGUUCAAAACUCCGGUUUGAAUGUAGAAUUAUGUCAUAUAUAGAGUCAACCACUUAGCUGUGGUUCCAUCUAUAUGCCCACCCGUUCCUGAAAUAUCGUAUGUCCCAAUAGGCACGUAGGAUCUAGCCCAGUCAUUAAAGCUGCAAAUGAUCGCCACGACGUAAAAUGUGUAAAAAUGUCUUAAAACCACCAAGAACAAAUCAACUAUGUCCCUAAUCGUAUAGCUUCUUAAGCAUGAACUGUCAAGUUAUCAUCCUAGAUUUAUAGUUAUUUCCCCGCAGCCACCAAAGCACCAGGUUCAGCCAGGGUUACGUCAUAAUGACGUAAUGAUCUGGUUGUUCCGUAAAACAAAUGUAUUGCGACUGUUCCUUAAUGUGCGACAAAAAUAUGAUGACAAGUGAUGUUUUCAUACAUAAAAGUUAGUUAUUCUAUGAAAUAUAAUACGAAUAGUAUGUUUCAUUUAUAUAUACAUUUAUAUGCAGUAUCAUGUUUUCUUUGUGUCUGUCUUUUAGAUCUAUAUGCUUAUCGAUACGAUUUUAGUUGUAUGAAAGUGCCUUAAAAUAGAUGCAAGCGUGAACUUUUACACAAACUGUGUUGAACAUGUUAUGUUCUAUGCCUAAAUUAGGUAUACAUCUGUGACGUACUUAGCUCCAUUACAGAAUCUACAUUUAUUUGGGAGAUAGGAGCACCACAUGUAUGACAAACAUUUGUUUAAAUAUAGAAUAGAUCUACUUAGACUGCUUAUUUCUAAUGUUUUAUAUUCAUUUGCUCAUAUAACCUCUGGUACUUCCAUAUUUUCAUCGACAUUAUGUUCGUACUGAUAAGGUUAUAUCUAAACACCUCAAGAUAGUGACGUCAAAGAUAAAAUUGAUCAAACAAAAAUUGUAAACUUUUCUUUGUUUUUGUUUAAUUCUUAUGAUAUCUAAUUAUCCAUUUGCAAUUUUUUUCUCUAUUUUUUUGUUUAAUACUUGCGAUAUCGUAUGUAUUAAAAAGAACGGACAUUAUACUCUGGUAAAAUUGUAAUGUUUUCGAAGUCAGUACAUUGAUAAAUUAGACAAUGUUCGAGUACAUUGGCGCAUAUCCACUAGCGUGACAUAAAUUAUCCAUAAUUAGAUAUAACCUUAUGACAUCAUAAUCCAAAUUAUUGUUGUAUAUAUCAUUUUGUUUAUUUCAUAUUAUUUUGUGUUAGUAAAUGAUAUGUAAAAUAUUGAAAUCCAACUAUUAUCUGCAAAUACGACAGCAAAACAGACUUUUAGAAAGCAAAGAAAAUUGAUAAAAAAUAGUACAUUUGUGACAAAAAUGUUUUUUGUCUACACCACACGAUUUUUAGAAAAGAAAACGUUAUCCAACUUUUUAGCCACAUUGUAUACACGCACUUAUAGCUUAUCGACAUGUAAAAAUUUAUAUAUUAAUCUACGACCAUUUAUUAUUAAUUAUGUAUUAUAUUACUUGAAACAAUCAGAUGAAGUGACUGGCUACGGGAGUUUAGCAUUCCGUAAAUGUUUUAGUUUCUUAAGUUUCUGUAUAGAUUAUUAUUCAGGGCAGUUUCUUCACUCUUUUUCAAUUAUUCUUUUUUUCGUUUUCAUUUGCUUUAAGACGGUUAUUCGGAAAAGGUAAAUGAUAAGUAACAGGCUAAGAUAAUAAUCUGUGUAAAAAAAGUGUUAAAAAAUCUUACAAAAGCAUUUUAAACUUUAUAUUUAUUCACCUAUUAAAUGAUUUCUGUUCUAGUGAUUAAUUGGCAUAUGUCAAAUGUGGUAAAAGCACAAACAUCUUACACGAAGAAUGUUUUCGUAAAUAUUGAAAUAUUGGAAAACCAACAUGUAAAUAUAUUCCAAGACACAGCAUGGAGUGAAAUUAACAGAUGAAUUCAUUGUCUUUGCCCUUACAUCUUACAAACUGUUCGAAAAUUGCAUUUUCUGUAUGAAAUGUAAUGUAUUGUAUUAAAAAUCAGACACAAUCUUCUGCUUUUAAAUAAAGUAUUCGAUAUUUUAUGAAAA